AUGGCACCAGACAUGUUGAACAACGACAACAACGCCGGCGACGACAAGGAUGUCAUAGUGGAUUGUCUAAUUGUGGGAACUGGACCUGCUGGAGCGUCUCUGGCUUGUUUCCUGGCGCAAAAUGGCCUUACGGGCAUGCUCGUCACUCAAGAUUCCAGCAAUGCCGAUACACCAAGAGCACAUAUCACGAACAUGGCUGCGCUAGAUUGCCUCCGAGACAUCGGCCUGGACAAGCAGUGCUACGACGUAGGAAUGGGCGGUGACACCAUGAUGCACACCCGAUGGUCCAAUGGCUUCGCAGGUGAAGAGUACGCUCGAAUCUAUUCCUGGGGCAACGACCCAAAGAGAAAGGGCGAUUACGAGCGAGCGAGCCCUUCAAGCCCCCUCGACCUCCCUCAGACUCUGCUCGAGCCAAUCCUGGUUCGCCACGCCACUCUGAACGGAUUCAAACUCCGUUUCAACACGUCGUUUGUCUCUUUCGAGAACGACAAGUCAAACGGCUCGAUUCGGACAACCCUUCACGACAACAUCAUCAAUGCAGACUAUGCGGUUCGGUCGAAAUACCUUUUCGGUGCGGACGGAGCGCGAAGUCGCAUCGCUCGUCAACUGGAACUCCCGAUGAUUAAGCGGCCAGGGCAAGGCUUCGCCAUCAACAUCCUGAUCGAAGCGGACCUGAGCCAUCUCAUGGAGCACCGGAAAGGCAACCUCCACUGGGUCCUGACACCCGAGAAAGAGCAUCCUGAGUAUGCGUGGAUCGGCUGCAUGCGCAUGGUGAAGCCCUGGCAUGAGUGGCUCUGCAUCAUCUUCACGGAACCGGAGGCUGAGAAGAAGGCGCGGGAGCCGGGGGAGUAUAUCCAACGUGUGCGUGAGUUUAUCGGCGAUGACUCGGUUGAGGUGACGAUCAAGGGGAUUUCGACGUGGUCCAUCAAUGAAGUGGCGGCGGAGAAGUAUUCGGUCGGCAAUGUUUUCUGUCUGGGCGAUGCGGUCCAUCGCCAUCCUCCGAAUCACGGGCUUGGAUCGAAUACUUGUAUCCAGGAUGCACAUAAUCUGGCGUGGAAGGUGGCUUAUGUUGAGAAAGGAAUUGCUGGCAAACAGCUACUCGAGACCUACAGCGACGAACGGCAGCCCGUUGGCUUGGACGUCGUGACACAGGCAAACGAUUCCCUUCGCAACCACAAAAAGGUCUGGGAGGCCCUCGGGAGCCUGGAGAAAGACCCCCCGUCCCGAGUCGCUUCAUUGCGAGAACUCCAAGAAGACUCCCCAGCCGGACAUGCGCGUCGCGAGCGACUCCGCGCGGCAUUAAAACUCAUCAACCGCGAGGAACACGGCCUGGGCAUCGAGAUGAACCAUCGAUACACAUCCACAGCCAUCUCCAAGACCGGACAAGGCGACGCUCCGACUUUCGACACCGAUCCCCUCGAGCAUUACCACCCAACGACGUACCCCGGCGCCCGCCUGCCACACAUCUGGCUGGGCAAGACGAUUCCGUCAAAGCUCGUCUCGACCAUCGACCUGGCGGGUAAAGGCCACUUCGCGCUGUUUACGGGUGCUGGAGGUCACGGCUGGAGUGCGGCCGUCGAGGAGGCGAGGCGGGAUUUCGGAAUUCCUAUCACGGUCCAUAGGAUCGGCUUCAGACAGGAAUGGGAAGAUGUUUAUGGCGAUUGGGCUGAUGUUCGCGACGUGGAGGAGACGGGGUGUGUGUUGGUUCGACCGGAUUGUUUUGUUGCGUGGCGUUGUCAGAGUUGGAGCGCGGAGGGUGGGAGCGAGCUGGUGCAAGUCCUGAAAUCGGUCCUCUCGAUUGGGGGAUGA
Molecule: messenger RNA, 1809 nt
Organism: Zasmidium cellare ATCC 36951
Lineage: Eukaryota; Fungi; Ascomycota; Dothideomycetes; Mycosphaerellales; Mycosphaerellaceae
Exons: 5
Coding region: 1-1809 (602 amino acids)
Molecular function (GO): FAD binding
Source: RefSeq, a predicted model, not a curated record